AUGCCGGCCACUUCCCCAAACCACCCCUUCGCCUCGCCCAACGCCAUCCCGCCCCGCACCAGCUCCACGGGCAUCCUCAACUUGAACGCGAGCAUUGCUAAGCAGCCUUCCAGAACGAGUGUGCUGCGUCCCUUGAGCGAGAUUGAUUGGCUCGGCCAGAGCAAGAAAAGCAAGACGAGCCAUCCGGCGGAUCCUUCCAACGCGCCUGCCCAAAACGUGUCUACGCAACAACCUCGGCCGCAGACCAUGGCCGCGCAGUUGAAAUCGCCGCCCCGCACCGAGCACACCGACAUGGACUCGCCCAUGGACAACACCCAAGCCGGCGCGAACCUCGAAGCCAGCACAAAUUACCCGACGCCGCUGUCACCACCCGCAGAACAUGCAAAAGAUAUUGGCGAGGAGCUCAUAUACGGAAAUGGGGUUGCGUGGACAGAGGGCAAGGAGCGCAUAUUACUGGGGCCCUACGACUACCUGUAUGGACACCCCGGCAAGGAUAUACGGAGUCAGUGCAUCGCAGCCUUCAACCUGUGGUUGAAAGUGCCGCCAGAGAGACUCGAGAUUAUCACAAAAGUGGUGGGCAUGCUGCAUACCGCGAGUCUACUCGUCGACGAUGUAGAAGACUCGUCCAUCCUCCGCCGCGGCAUCCCGGUCGCCCACUCUAUCUUCGGAACCCCGCAAACGAUCAACUCGGCCAACUACGUCUACUUCCGCGCGCUAUCCCUGCUUCUCUCCAUGAACAACCCCAAGCUCAUCGAGAUCUUCACAGAAGAGCUAUUGAACCUGCACCGCGGACAGGGCAUGGAUCUAUACUGGAGGGACAGCCUGACAUGUCCGAGCGAAGCAGACUACCUAGAGAUGGUAGGGAACAAAACCGGGGGUCUAUUCAGACUAGCAAUCAAGCUCAUGCAAGCCGAGUCGCAUACAGACAUUGACUGCACCCCCCUCGUCUCCACAAUAGGCCUCCUCUUCCAAAUCCUAGACGACCACCUCAACCUCUCCCCCACAUCCGGUUACACAACCCUCAAAGGCCUCUGCGAAGACCUUACAGAAGGCAAAUUCAGCUUCCCCGUUAUCCACGCCAUCCGCGCCGAUCCAAGCAACCAAAUCCUCAUCAACAUCCUCAAACAGAAGACUACAGACGAGGAAGUGAAGCGGUAUGCGCUUAGAUACAUGGAGAGCAAGGGCAGUUUUGAAUAUAGUAAGGGUGUUAUUGAGGAGCUGAGGGGCAAGACGGAAGAGCAUGUUCGUGGGGUGGAGAGGGAAUUAGGGGUCGAUGGUAAGGAAGGGGCAGAUGCUUUGAGGGUCAUGUUGGAGAGGUUGGUGCUCAAGUGA
Alternaria incomplexa is the source of this 1332-nucleotide messenger RNA. RefSeq lists its product as uncharacterized. Bases 1 to 1332 code for a protein of 443 amino acids. Gene Ontology annotation, biological process: isoprenoid biosynthetic process. The record is from RefSeq and is a predicted model, not a curated record. Gene Ontology annotation, molecular function: prenyltransferase activity. The transcript has 3 exons. NCBI's taxonomy places the organism in Eukaryota, Fungi, Ascomycota, Dothideomycetes, Pleosporales, Pleosporaceae.